This is a messenger RNA of Tetranychus urticae (two-spotted spider mite), 1240 nucleotides long. RefSeq names its product cathepsin K. Gene Ontology annotation, biological process: proteolysis. Lineage: Eukaryota; Metazoa; Arthropoda; Arachnida; Trombidiformes; Tetranychidae. Gene Ontology annotation, molecular function: cysteine-type peptidase activity. The record is from RefSeq and is a predicted model, not a curated record.
UUGAGAAGAUGAUUAAUAUUUCAUCUUGUGAUUCCCGCCCUCAGAUUGAUCCGAAAACACCUAAAAUCUUGAUUGCAAUUUAUCACAGAUUCUGAGGUGUUCCAUUAUAAAUAUCGUUGCAAAUCAUGUUACAGUAGGCUUGUGAACGUUAAAGUAUUGAACCAUUUAUUGUCAAAAAUGUAUCAGUUUUUAGUUAUUGUAACUCUUUUCACUUUUGCAACAUCAAGUGUUAUUUUGGCCGACAAGGAAUGGACACUGUUUAAGGCAACUUAUGGCAAAAAUUAUCCCAGUCUAGAGGAAGAAAAUUAUCGAAAGAAUAUUUUCAAUGAAAAUUUGAAGAAAAUUAAACUUCACAAUGAAAAGGCCAUUCGAGGUGAACACAGCUAUCAAUUGGGAAUCACAAAGUUUGCUGAUUUGACAAUCGAAGAAAUGACAAUGCCUGAGCUAGAAGUGGAACCACAACCAUUAAAUGUUAAAUUUCAUCAUAAAUCGUAUUUUAAAGCUCCAGAAUCAUUUGAUUGGAGAUCAAAAGGUGUCUUGACUGGAAUUAAAGAUCAAGGUGCAUGUCCAUCUUGUUGGGCAUUUACUGGUGCAGCAACAAUCGAAGCAGCCUAUGCUCAAAAAACCGGUAAAUUGGUUAAUCUUUCAGUUGAAGAUAUUCUGGACUGUGCUCCUGACUCCAAAGGCUGUGAACCAGGAUAUGUAAAUACCGUUUACUAUUAUGCAAAGGAUAAAGGAAUAUAUCGAGACGAUUGUUACCCAUACGAAUCACAUGAUGACCUUUCCAGAAAGGUUUGCCGAGUCAAAUCUGAAUGUGACAGGAUUAAAAUAUCAGAUAUUAUGUAUGUUCGCAAUCGAGACGAGAAUGCCCUUCGUGAUGCUGUAGCUAAGCAUGUUGUCACGGGAUAUAUUUACUCGGAACUUGAAGAUUUCAAGUUUUACAAAGGAGGAAUUUAUACUGGUCCUAAUUGCCCUAAAGAUAAAAUUACACACUUGGUUCCAAUAGUUGGCUAUGGAACUGAAAACGGAACUCCUUAUUGGAUCAUCAAGAACAGUUGGGGUGAACAUUGGGGCGAAAACGGUUAUGGCCGAGUAUUGAGAGGAAACAAUACUUGUGGCAUUGCUACUUAUAGCUCAAGUUACCCGUUACUUUAAUGCUCUCAAAUCAGUAAAAAUCUCAAUCAAAUGCUAAUUUGUAAGUUAUAUUUUUGCCAAUAAAAUAAGAUCAAACAAUCACCAA